UGUCACAGAAAUAUUUUGAUCAUAGUAUGCCCGUGUUUUGUAUGGAUAGAGGAAUAUUCCCCAUCAUAUUUUUCAUUCUCAUUCAAAAUGGAAGUGGAGAGGAGUGUACAAAGGUUAUGAACAAUCGACACUAUUCAUGUGAAGGAAGGAAUCUCACAUAUAUACCUACCAGUAUUCCUUCCACCGUAGAGACACUAGACUUCAGUUUUAACUUGUUGCCUUCUUUACAAAAGCAUCUAUUUCCUCCACUGUAUGAUUUGCAGUUCCUGGACCUCACAAGAUGCCAAAUCCAGUAUAUUGCUGAUGACGCUUUCCACAAUGUGAAGAAUGUGACUACUCUAAUUCUUACUGGAAACCCCAUUUCAUAUACAGCACCUGACAGCUUGAACUCAUUACAUAAAUUACAGAGAUUAGUUCUCGUGGACAUUGGCCUGCUGUCUUUAAAUGUUCAGUUCAACAAUCUCACCAAGCUCCAGGAACUAAAAGCUGGAACUAACAAGAUUCAAACAAUUGCUCUUCCACUAUUCAUGAUCAACUUUAAAGACUUUUGCAUACUGGACCUGCAUGCAAAUAACAUAUCCAGCUUAAAAGUAAAUCACACAGCUGUACUGCGAGAGAUGAGGGGAAAUAUCACUCUAAUCCUUUCCAGCAACCCAAUAUUACAUAUUGAACCAGGAGUAUUUAAGGACAUUUACCUAAAAGAGCUUAACAUACAUAGUGCUUUUGUUUCAUUUGAUGCAAUGAGGUAUGGUCUGAAAGCUCUCAGUGGUCUUAAUGUUGGAAAACUCGCCAUAGGAAACUACAUAGAGCACAGGGCGAUAAAGAUAUCAGAUGCUGACUAUCAUGGUCUGUGCUUGAUAUAUUUCACAGUAAUAUUUUUAUCUCCAAAGAGAACAGUCACCUUCUAACAUCCACCCAUUUCACUGUAUGCUCAAUGCAAUGAAAAUCCCUCUGAGAAGAGGAUGCAUGACAGACAUGUCCCAUUUCAUCAACUUUGUCAACUAUACAUAGGUCCCCAUGGUUUAUCUGUAAUACC
Molecule: messenger RNA, 1036 nt
Organism: Ictalurus punctatus (channel catfish)
Lineage: Eukaryota; Metazoa; Chordata; Actinopteri; Siluriformes; Ictaluridae
Product: toll-like receptor 4
Exons: 3
Coding region: 27-908 (293 amino acids)
Biological process (GO): B cell proliferation involved in immune response; positive regulation of lipopolysaccharide-mediated signaling pathway; cellular response to lipopolysaccharide
Cellular component (GO): extracellular matrix
Molecular function (GO): protein binding
Source: RefSeq, a predicted model, not a curated record